Molecule: messenger RNA, 5904 nt
Organism: Phalaenopsis equestris
Lineage: Eukaryota; Viridiplantae; Streptophyta; Magnoliopsida; Asparagales; Orchidaceae
Product: ABC transporter G family member 39-like
Exons: 23
Coding region: 422-4837 (1471 amino acids)
Cellular component (GO): membrane
Molecular function (GO): ATP hydrolysis activity; ABC-type transporter activity; ATP binding
Source: RefSeq, a predicted model, not a curated record
UAUUAUUUAUAGUUUCCCCCCUAUCAAACUCCUAAAAAUCAUUGAUAGUAUCGCUCUCAUUAAACAAUGCUUUACAAACAAAAUGAUGACAACCAAAGAAGACUUGGUCCACAAAAGAGAACAAAGUUUCCAGUAGGAAAGCUCAAACAGCUAAUCAUUUCCGCGACUGCUAACAUUAUAAAGCUCUUUCUCCCCACUCCCCAAUUACACCAAAACACCCACUCCUCUAAUUUGAAAUUUUCCCUCUCAACAAGAUUACAGGAGGGCAAACAAACCAAAUCACCUUUAAACUCGAAGCAACCGUUCAAUUCUGGGCUCUGGUUGGCCUUUCAUGAAACACAAUUACCUGUAAAUUAACAAAGCUCCAAUCUUUAUAAAGUAGUCAAGAAGAUUGCGAGUGAGAAGCUGAGGCUGAAGGAAGAUGGAGAGUAGUAUGAGAAUGGCAAGCAUAAGAGGGAGCAUGAGGAGCAUGAGCCGGAGCGCCUCCACAUGGCGAACAACGAGCACCGUCUUCGGCAGAUCUGGCAGGGAGGAAGACGACGAGGAGGCGUUGAAAUGGGCGGUGCUUGAGAAGCUCCCCACCUACGAUCGCAUGAGGCGGGGAAUUCUCAAAGGAGCCGGCGGCCCGGUGCAGGAAGUCGACAUCCAGGACCUCGGAAUCCUGGAGAGGAAAAACUUGCUUGAGAAUCUGGUCAAAACUGCAGAAGAGGACAAUGAGAAGUUUCUUCUUAAGCUCAGAGACCGCAUGGAACGUGUUGGAAUUGAUAACCCAACGAUUGAAGUCAGGUUUGAACAUCUUAACAUAGAAGCUGAGGCAUACGUGGGGAACCGGGGUGUUCCAACUGUCCUUAACUUUUUUGUGAAUAAAAUCAUGGGAGUGUUGAGUGCGCUGCAUGUUGUGCCAAGUGGAAAGAAACCAAUAUCCAUCCUUAAUGAUAUCAAUGGGAUUGUAAGACCUUGCAGAAUGACGUUGCUUUUGGGCCCUCCAUCCUCCGGGAAAACUACACUUUUGUUGGCCCUGUCAGGAAAACUUGAUUCAACGCUCAAGGUUUCUGGAGAAGUUACCUACAACGGUCAUCGUAUGAAUGAAUUUGUUCCUCAGAGAACCUCUGCUUAUAUUAGUCAGCAUGAUACACACAUCGGUGAAAUGACUGUGAGAGAAACAAUGGCUUUCUCCUCAAGGUGUCAAGGGGUUGGAACUCGCUAUGGUAGGCUGCCAAACAUGGUUCAGCUUAUAGAAUUUUGCUUAGAUUUUUCAGGUAUAGAAGCUCAGCUAUUAUUUGCUACAUUUUUUGCAGAUAUGCUAACUGAGCUAUCAAGAAGGGAGAAAGAAGCAAACAUCAAGCCUGACCCAGAAAUUGAUGUUUACAUGAAGGCCAUAUCAGUGGAAGGGCAGGAGAAUGUUGUGACAGAUUAUAUGCUUAAGAUCUUAGGAUUGGAGAUUUGUGCCGACACCAUGGUUGGAGAUUCAAUGAUAAGAGGCAUUUCAGGCGGACAGAAGAAACGAGUGACAACAGGUGAAAUGCUUGUCGGCCCUUCGAAAGCGCUUUUCAUGGAUGAAAUUUCAACUGGACUUGAUAGCUCCACUACAUACCAGAUAGUGAAUUCCCUCAGGCAAUCUGUUCAUAUUCUUGGGGGGACAGCAGUAAUUGCACUGCUCCAGCCAGCGCCCGAAACAUAUGAACUCUUUGAUGAUAUUAUACUUCUAUCUGAGGGGAAAAUUGUGUAUCAGGGCCCAAGGGAGCAUGUUUUGGAGUUCUUCGAAUUAAUGGGUUUCAAGUGUCCUGAGAGAAAAGGAGUUGCAGACUUCCUGCAAGAAGUCACUUCGAGAAAGGAUCAACAUCAGUACUGGGCUCAUAAAGAAGAACCAUACUGUUAUGUUUCUGUGAACGAAUUUGCUGAAGCCUUUCGGUCAUUCCACGUCGGGCUCAAGCUAGGGGUAGAACUCGGUACUCCAUUUGAUAGGAGCAGGAACCACCCUGCGGCACUAACAACAUCAAAAUAUGGGAUUAGUAAAAUGGAACUUCUCAAAGUAUGCACCUCAAGGGAAUGGUUGUUGAUGAAGAGAAAUUCAUUUGUCUAUAUCUUCAAAGUAGUCCAACUUAUCAUACUUGGCUUAAUUUCAAUGACGGUUUUUCUACGGACAAAGAUGCAUCGCCGUGAUGCAGAGGAUGGAGUCAUUUUCUUGGGUGCGAUGUUUCUUGGACUUGUCACACAUUUAUUCAAUGGGUUUGCUGAACUUGCAAUGAGCAUUGCAAAGCUUCCCAUAUUCUAUAAGCAAAGGGACCUCCUUUUCUACCCUUCGUGGGCUUAUGCACUACCUACUUGGAUACUCAAGAUACCUAUAUCGUUUUUGGAGUGUGCUGUCUGGAUUUGUAUGACUUACUAUGUCAUUGGGUUUGAUCCAAACAUCAACAGGUUCUUCAAACAUUAUCUGCUGCUUGUUCUAAUCAGUCAGAUGGCAUCAGGGCUCUUUCGGCUUCUUGCUGCUCUUGGGAGAGAAAUGGUUGUGGCUGAUACUUUUGGAUCAUUCGCACAACUUGUUCUAUUGAUCCUGGGAGGCUUUCUUAUUUCACGAGAGAAAAUCAAGAAAUGGUGGAUAUGGGGUUACUGGUCCUCUCCCUUGAUGUAUGCACAAAAUGCAAUUGCUGUGAAUGAAUUUCUUGGGCAUUCUUGGAACAAGUAUGUUCCUGGAUUCAAUGACCCUUUGGGAGUUGAGAUUUUGAAGUUUCGUGGGAUCUUUGUUGAUGCUAACUGGUAUUGGAUAGGUGUGGGUGCACUUAUUGGAUACAUCUUCCUAUUCAACGCCCUCUUCAUUUUCUUUCUUGAUUGGCUUGACCCAUUUGGAAAAGGUCAAACUACCAUUUCUGAAGAGACAUUGACAGAGAAGCAAACAAAUAAAACAGGAGCAAGCCUUGAGAUAUUACCUUCAAUUGCAGAAUUAUUACCUACACGCGCUGAUUCUUCUAAGGGUGGGGCAGAUAGAAUUUUCAACGAGAAAAAGAAACAAGGAAUGGUACUCCCAUUUGCUCCUCUUUCAAUCACCUUUGACAAUGUCAGAUACUCCGUGGACAUGCCACAGGAAAUGAAAGACAAAGGAAUACAAGAAGAUCAUUUGGUCCUAUUGAAAGGUGUUAGUGGAGCAUUUAGACCAGGAGUCCUCACAGCAUUGAUGGGUGUUAGCGGAGCUGGAAAGACAACUCUAAUGGAUGUUUUAGCAGGUCGAAAAACUGGUGGUUACAUAGAUGGAGACAUUCGUAUAUCAGGAUAUCCUAAGAAUCAGGAGACAUUUGCUAGGAUUUCUGGAUAUUGUGAGCAGAAUGACAUCCACUCACCACAUGUUACCGUCUAUGAAUCACUCCUUUACUCUGCUUGGCUGCGUUUGCCCAAAGAAGUUGAUGCUAAAGCAAGAAAGGUGUUCAUUGAGGAGGUCAUGGAACUUGUGGAACUGCAUGUACUGAGAGGAGCAAUAGUAGGUUUACCUGGAGUGAAUGGCUUGUCAACCGAGCAGCGAAAGAGACUGACAAUUGCAGUAGAGCUUGUUGCCAACCCCUCUAUAAUAUUUAUGGAUGAGCCAACCUCUGGGCUUGAUGCGAGGGCUGCGGCCAUUGUGAUGAGAACAGUAAGGAACACUGUUGACACUGGUAGGACAGUGGUGUGCACAAUUCACCAGCCAAGCAUUGACAUCUUUGAAGCUUUUGAUGAGCUUUUCCUAAUGAAACGGGGUGGAGAAGAAAUUUAUGUCGGUCCGUUAGGGCACAGUUCAUGCCAUCUCAUUGAGUACUUUGAGGAUGUUGAAGGAGUUAGGUCGAUUAAAGAUGGUUAUAACCCAGCAACGUGGAUGCUAGAAGUGACCACCCAGGCUCAAGAGGACAUUCUAGGCGUUAACUUUGCAGAAAUCUACAGAAACUCUGAACUUUACCGAAGAAACAAAGCUCUGAUCAAUGAACUAAGCGCCCCUCCUGCUGGUUCGAAAGAUCUUUUCUUUCCAACCAAGUACUCGCAAUCAUUCUUGACUCAGUGCAAUGCUUGCCUAUGGAAGCAGCACAAGUCAUACUGGCGCAACCCUUCUUACACAGCCACACGAAUCUUCUUUACCACUGUCAUUGCUAUAAUUUUUGGGACAAUUUUUUGGAAACUUGGUACAAAAGUGGGUACACAGCAAGACCUGUUCAACUCUUUAGGCUCAAUGUAUGCAGCUGUUCUAUUCAUUGGAAUACAGAAUGGCCAAACUGUGCAGCCCAUUGUAGAUGUUGAACGAACUGUUUUCUAUAGGGAGAAGGCUGCAGGAAUGUAUUCUGCGCUUCCUUAUGCAUUUGCGCAGGUUCUCAUUGAGAUUCCACACAUCUUUCUUCAGACCAUCAUUUAUGGUCUGAUUGUCUAUAGUUGCAUUUCUUUCGACUGGACAUUAGUGAAAUUCUUUUGGUACGUGUUCUUCAUGUUCAUGACCUUCAUGUACUUCACAUUCUAUGGCAUGAUGGCAGUAGCCAUGACACCAAACAGCGACAUUGCUGCCAUAGUCUCCACAGCAUUCUAUGCAAUAUGGAACAUCUUCGCAGGUUUUCUAAUCCCAAGACCAAGAAUUCCUGUAUGGUGGAGAUGGUACUCAUGGGCUUGCCCUGUUGCAUGGACUUUGUAUGGAUUGGUUGCCUCACAGUUUGGUGACUAUACAACCACCAUUGAAACUGGUGAAACUGUUCAGGAGUUCUUGAGGAGAUACUUCGGGUUCAGACAUGACGUCUUGGGAGCGGUGGCUGCUGCCAUAACCUGCUUUGCUGUGCUCUUUGCUUUUGUCUUUGCAUUUUCAAUCAAAGUUUUCAACUUCCAACGAAGAUAAGAAAAAUAAUUUUGAUGUUUUCCUUUUUAAGAAUUUAUUCAUUCAGAUUGAAUUUGGGCUGUUGAUGGUUUCUGUAUAGUUUAAUCUCUGUAAAACCUCUCUUGGUUUCCAUUUAGGCUGCUGCUCUUCUAAUGAGUGCAACAGAGUUGUCUAAAUAGGCGUGAAAGGGUGUGUUCUUGUCAUGUGCAUUCCCAGAAAUUUUCUGUAUCUUCUUAUGUAACAGUGUAUAUGAAAUUCUUAUUCACAUUUCAAUGGAUUACAUCUAUUGCAAAUAUUCUCUCAUGGGAGUCAGGUUACAUUGACCAAAUACUAGGGACUACUGUAGAAAAACAUCGUGUCAUGUAUGGGAAAAUCACAUACAUAAAAGUCAAACUUCUGUUGUUUAGAACAUUAAAAGUCUCCUACCUCCAUUUUUCAAACUGUCUGCGCGCAAAUAUAAAAGUUCUCCAACAAAAAUUGCAGAAAGGGAUGAUUUUACCUGGUGAUUCUGUAUGGAGACUUCUGUCGAAUAGAUGAUGUGGAGAUUCCCGACAUCAUUUCUAACAACUUGAUCUUGAACCAAUUUGGUGUGAUGCAGUUAUAGAAAUCAAAGCAAAAAAACCCUUCUGCCAAUAAAAAUGAGGUAAUCCACUGAGAAGGUUCUAGUUUCUCUGCAAGAUUCGCUCUGCACAACACCAAAGAGAAUGUCAGAAAAUAGAAACUGAAAAGAUACAAAAAGGUUUGCACAAAGCUUAAUUUUCAUGAAUGCUUUUGAGCUUAUUUGCGGAAAUGGGCCGAAAAUCAAACAAUAGAAACCCUGGUGAUCCAUCUCCCUACACCUCCAAUGGAAUCUCACUCAGUCGCUCCAAUCAAAUCGCUAAUUCCCUCAUCAAAAACCUAGCCCUCUCUAAGCCGAACAAAAUAAUUUCAAAAUCAAAAUGUUCAAGCAUCUUGGAUGUAUGCAAACGUAACAGUUCCACGCCCUGACGCAUCCUAGAUGGUGAAUUAUGCUUUGUCUGCAGCACUGGCUAAAUUUCGUGCAUGCUGGAUGAAUGCACAAAGCUAAACUUUCUGAACGGGCACUCCUC